GGUCCAGAGCUCUGCUGCUGUUUGUGUUUCCAAUUCAGAGGAGCCCAACGGUGCGCAGGUGCUCCCGUGGGUUGGGGUGUCAGCAGCUGGCGAGAGCUGCUCUCCGCCUCGGGAGCCUGCUGAGCAACAGGAGCGCGGAAAAAGAAAGCAAGAGAAUAAGAGGAAGCAGCGAGGCAAAAGGGCAGAGGAGGAAGGAGUUAAGGAAACCGGGACCUCUCCACGGGUCACACUCAAUCAGGUGGAGGUGGUGGACAUAACAACACACAGGCAUGCUAGCAAGCCUCUUAUGUAAAGAAAAGAAAGGGAAUUAACAUUUACAGGAUGAAAAGAUGGCAAUGUUGCCUCCCCCAGGACCUGAGAGCUUCGUCUACUUCACUAGACAGUCUCUUGCACUCAUUGAACAACGCAUCGCUGAAGGAAAAUCUAAGGAACCUAAAGAGGAGAAAACAGAUGAGGAAGAAGAAGGCCCAAAGCCAAGUAGUGACUUGGAAGCUGGUAAACAGCUCCCAUUUAUCUAUGGAGACAUUCCUCCAGGGAUGGUGUCAGAGCCCUUGGAAGAUAUGGACCCAUACUAUAUGGAUAAAAAAACAUUCAUAGUAUUGAAUAAAGGGAAAACAAUUUUCCGAUUCAGUGCCACCUCUGCCUUGUACAUGUUAACACCUUUCAGCCUGAUUAGAAGGAUUUCUAUUAAGAUUUUGGUUCAUUCCUUAUUCAGCAUGCUCAUCAUGUGUACUAUCCUGACUAAUUGUAUAUUUAUGACAAUGAGUAACCCUCCAGAUUGGACAAAGAACGUUGAGUACACUUUCACUGGAAUAUAUACUUUUGAAUCACUGGUAAAAAUCCUUGCAAGAGGCUUCUGUAUAGGGCCAUUUACUUUCCUUCGUGAUCCCUGGAACUGGCUUGACUUCAUUGUCAUUUGUUUUGCGUUUUUAACAGAAUUUGUAAACCUAGGCAAUGUUUCAGCUCUUCGAACUUUCAGAGUAUUGAGAGCUUUGAAAACUAUUUCUGUAAUCCCAGGAUUGAAGACCAUUGUGGGGGCUCUGAUCCAGUCAGUAAAGAAGCUUUCUGAUGUCAUGAUUCUGACCCUGUUUUGUCUGAGUGUAUUUGCUCUCAUUGGGCUACAGCUGUUCAUGGGCAACCUGAGGCAUAAGUGUGUGCGAUGGCCCCUAGAAGAUGAAAAUAUAACAAUAGAAAACAUAAAUGUUCUUUGUGAAAUGGAAAAUUACACAAGCUAUUUCUAUCAUUUGGAAGGACAAAAGGAUGCUCUUCUUUGUGGUAAUGGCACUGAUGCAGGCCAGUGUCCAGAAGGAUAUAUGUGUGUGAAAGCCUGCACCAAUCCAGAUUAUGGCUACACAAGCUUUGACACCUUCAGUUGGGCCUUCUUGGCCUUAUUUCGAUUAAUGACUCAAGACUUCUGGGAAAAUCUUUACCAACAGACUUUACGUGCUGCUGGGAAGACUUACAUGAUGUUUUUUGUCGUGGUAAUUUUCUUGGGCUCAUUUUAUCUGAUAAACUUGAUCCUGGCUGUUGUUGCCAUGGCCUAUGAAGAACAGAACCAGGCAACCAUUGAAGAAGCUCGGCAAAAAGAGUUAGAAUUUCAGCAGAUGUUGGAGCGGCUCAAAAAAGAACAAGAAGAAGCAGAGGCAAUAGUAGCAGCUGCAGAUGAGUAUACAAGUAUUGGUGGAGGCAAAGUUAUGGGACUUUCAGAAAGUUCUUCUGAAACAUCCAAAUUGAGCUCAAAGAGUGCUAAAGAAAGGCGUAACCGAAGGAAGAAAAAGAAUCAGAAGAAACAAUCCAGUGGGGAGGAAAAGAGAGACAAUGAAAAAUUAUCUAAAUCUGAAUCAGAUGAGAGUAUCAGGAGGAAAAGUUUCCAUCUUAGUGUUGAAGGACAUAGACUACCUCGAGAAAAGAGGAUGUCUUCUCCCAAUCAGUCCCCCCUUAGCAUCCGUGGUUCCUUGCUUUCUGCAAGACGCAGCAGUAGAACAAGUCUUUUUAGCUUCAGGGGUCGAGGAAAGGAUAUUGGAUCGGAAACUGACUUUGCUGAUGAUGAGCAUAGUAUCUUUGGAGACAAUGAAAGCAGAAGAGGUUCUCUGUUUGUGCCACACAGGCACAGAGAACGACGGAGUAGUAACAUCAGCCAAGCCAGUAGGUCUCCUCGGAUGCUCCCAGCGAAUGGAAAGAUGCACAGUGCCGUGGAUUGCAAUGGUGUGGUGUCCCUGGUCGAUGGUCCUAUGGCCCUCAUGCUGCCUAAUGGACAGCUUUUGCCAGAGGUGAUAAUAGAUAAGGCAACUUCCGAUGACAGUGGCGGGACAACUAAAAUAGACCCAAAUAAAAGACGAUCAAGUUCUUACCACCUUUCUAUGGAUAUGUUAGAUGAUCCCACUGUCAGACAAAGAGCACUGAGCAUAGCCAGCAUAAUAACAAACACAAUGGAAGAACUUGAAGAAUCCAGACAGAAAUGUCCACCUUGGUGGUAUAAGUUUGCUAAUACUUUUCUCAUCUGGAAUUGCUCACCACACUGGUUGAAAUAUAAAAAGUUUGUCCAUUUAAUUGUGAUGGAUCCAUUUGUUGAUCUUGCCAUUACGAUUUGCAUAGUUUUAAAUACACUGUUUAUGGCCAUGGAACAUUACCCAAUGACUGAAGGAUUUAAAAAUGUGCUUUAUGUGGGAAACCUGGUCUUCACUGGGAUUUUCACCGCAGAAAUGGUUUUAAAGCUAAUUGCCUUGGAUCCAUAUGAGUAUUUCCAAGUAGGCUGGAACAUUUUUGAUAGUGUCAUUGUGACCCUUAGUUUAGUGGAGCUUUUCCUAGCCAAUGUGGAAGGAUUGUCUGUCCUCCGUUCAUUCAGAUUGCUACGAGUUUUCAAGUUGGCAAAAUCUUGGCCAACACUGAACAUGCUGAUAAAAAUCAUUGGCAACUCAGUGGGGGCUCUGGGAAACCUCACCUUGGUGUUGGCCAUCAUUGUCUUCAUUUUUGCUGUGGUUGGCAUGCAGCUCUUUGGCAAGAGCUACAAAGAAUGUGUCUGUAAGAUCAACAGUGAUUGUGAACUGCCUCGUUGGCACAUGAAUGACUUUUUUCACUCCUUCCUGAUUGUGUUCCGGGUGCUGUGUGGAGAAUGGAUAGAGACCAUGUGGGACUGUAUGGAGGUGGCAGGUCAAUCCAUGUGCCUCAUUGUUUACAUGAUGGUCAUGGUGAUUGGAAACCUAGUGGUACUGAACCUUUUUCUGGCUUUGUUACUGAGCUCAUUUAGUUCAGAUAAUCUUACAGCAAUUGAAGAAGAUACUGAUGCAAACAAUCUUCAGCUUGCAGUGGUGAGGAUCAAAAAAGGAGUAAAUUAUGUGAAAAAAAACAUACGUGAACUCAUUCAAAAAGCAUUUGUUAAGAAGCCAAAGAUUUCAAACGAGAUCAGAAGAGUUGAUGAUCAGAAUAGUAAAAAGGAAAAUUACAUACCCAACCGUACACUUGCUGAAAUAAGCAAAGAUCAACAUUUUCACAUAGAAAGAGAUGGAACCAGUGGUUUUGGCAGCAGCAUGGAAAGAUACAUGAUGGAUGAGAGUGACUAUCAAUCUUGCAUUCACAAUCCUAGCCUCACAGUAACAGUACCAAUUGCCCUGGGAGAAUCUGAUUUUGAAAAUGUAAAUACUGAAGAAUUUAGCAGUGAGUCAGAUGUUGAAGGCAGCAAGGAGCGAGUAAACCGAUCUAGCUCCUCUGAAGGCAGCACAAUUGAUAAUGCUAUCCCUGAGGACCAAGAAGAAGCCGUGGCUGAACCUGAAAAUUCAGAUGAGCCAGAGGCCUGUUUUACAGAUGGUUGUGUACGAAGGUUCCCAUGCUGUCAAGUUAGUGUAGAAUCUGGCAAAGGAAAAAUUUGGUGGAACAUGAGGAAGACCUGCUACAGAAUAGUAGAACACAAUUGGUUUGAGAGUUUUAUUGUCCUCAUGAUCCUUCUCAGCAGUGGUGCUUUGGCUUUUGAAGAUAUCUACAUUGAACAGAGAAAGACCAUUAGGACUGUACUGGAGUAUGCUGACAAGAUUUUCACUUAUGUCUUCAUUCUGGAAAUGCUUCUAAAAUGGGUAGCAUAUGGUUAUAAAACAUAUUUUACUAAUGCCUGGUGCUGGCUGGACUUCUUGAUUGUUGAUGUAUCUAUAAUUACUCUUGUAGCCAGUACUCUUGGAUACUCAGACCUUGGUCCUAUUAAAUCCCUCCGGACACUAAGAGCUUUAAGACCACUCAGAGCUUUAUCUCGAUUUGAAGGAAUGAGGGUGGUGGUAAAUGCUCUUUUAGGAGCAAUUCCAUCCAUUAUGAACGUACUACUGGUCUGCCUUAUCUUCUGGCUAAUUUUUAGCAUUAUGGGAGUAAAUCUGUUUGCUGGCAAGUUCUAUGAGUGCAUUAACACCACAGAUGGCAACAGGUUUCCUGUAAGCAUGGUUGAGACUCGUGAGCAGUGUGAACAACUCAUGAAUAGUAGCCAUGAUGUACGGUGGAAAAAUGUGAAAGUGAACUUUGAUAAUGUUGGAAUUGGUUACCUUUCUCUGCUUCAAGUUGCCACAUUUAAAGGAUGGAUGGAUAUUAUGUAUGCAGCUGUUGAUUCGGUUAAUAUAAAUUUUCAGCCCAAAUAUGAAGCAAGCCUCUACAUGUAUCUUUACUUUGUCAUCUUUAUCAUCUUUGGGUCAUUCUUCACUUUGAAUCUCUUCAUUGGUGUCAUCAUAGAUAAUUUCAAUCAACAGAAAAAGAAGCUUGGAGGCCAAGAUAUCUUUAUGACAGAGGAACAGAAGAAAUACUACAAUGCAAUGAAAAAGCUGGGGUCCAAGAAACCACAAAAGCCAAUACCCAGGCCAGGGAACAAAAUCCAAGGAUGUAUAUUUGAUAUGGUGACAAAACAAGCUUUUGAUAUUACAAUUAUGGUACUUAUUUGUCUUAACAUGGUCACCAUGAUGGUAGAAAAAGAUGAACAAAGUGCGACCAUGACCAAUGUUUUAUAUUGGAUAAACAUGGUUUUUAUUAUCUUAUUCACUGGAGAAUGUGUGCUGAAGCUGGUCUCCCUCCGCCAUUAUUACUUCACUAUUGGAUGGAACAUUUUUGAUUUUGUGGUGGUCAUUCUGUCCAUUGUAGGUAUGUUUCUAGCUGAUAUAAUAGAAAAAUAUUUUGUGUCUCCUACCCUGUUUCGAGUGAUCCGGCUGGCCAGGAUUGGCCGAAUUCUUCGUCUCAUCAAAGGAGCAAAGGGAAUCCGAACACUGCUCUUUGCUUUGAUGAUGUCCCUCCCUGCUCUGUUUAACAUCGGGCUCCUGCUCUUCCUGGUCAUGUUUAUCUAUGCCAUCUUUGGAAUGUCCAAUUUUGCCUAUGUUAAAAAGGAAGCUGGAAUUAAUGACAUGUUCAACUUUGAAACCUUUGGCAACAGCAUGAUCUGCCUCUUCCAAAUUACCACAUCUGCUGGUUGGGAUGGUUUGCUUGCACCCAUUCUUAACAGUGGACCACCAGACUGUGACCCUGAAAAAGUUCAUCCUGGAAGCUCAGUCAAAGGAGAUUGUGGUAACUCCUCUGUUGGUAUUUUCUAUUUUGUCAGUUACAUCAUCAUCUCAUUCCUGGUGGUUGUAAACAUGUACAUUGCUGUUAUCCUGGAGAAUUUCAGUGUUGCUACUGAAGAGAGUGCUGAGCCACUGAGCGAGGAUGACUUUGAGAUGUUCUAUGAGGUUUGGGAGAAGUUUGAUCCUGAUGCCACCCAGUUCAUAGAAUACAGUAAACUCUCUGAUUUUGCAGCUUCAUUAGAUCCUCCUCUUCUUAUAGCAAAACCAAACAAAGUCCAGCUCAUAGCCAUGGACCUACCCAUGGUAAACGGGGACCGAAUUCACUGCCUUGACAUCUUAUUUGCUUUUACAAAGCGUGUGUUGGGUGAAAGCGAAGAGAUGGACACCCUACGUUUACAGAUGGAAGAGCGGUUUGUGGCUGCAAAUCCUUCCAAAGUUUCUUAUGAACCCAUUACUACUACUCUAAAACGAAAACAAGAGGAAGUGUCAGCUACAAUCAUUCAGCGAGCGUUUAGACGUUACCGCUUAAGACAAAAUGUCAAAAACAUAUCGGGCAUAUAUAACAAAGGUGAUGAAAGAGUUGAUCUGGCUACGAAAGAAGAUAUGGUCUUUGGUAAGGGUAAUGAAAACUCAACUCCAGAGAAAACAGAUGAAGUGACUCCUUCUACCACCUCCCCACCUUCUUAUGAUAGUGUGACAAAGCGAGACAAAGAGAAAUAUGAAAAAGACAAAACAGAAAAGGAAGACAAAGACAAAGACAAAGAUGGCAGGGAAGGCAAUAAAUAAUGGAGAAUUCAGUUUUGCCAUCAAUAGUUUAUAGCCGGGAAAUGACCUAUUAUGUCAAUGGGACUUUUUAGGAGGUUUAUGCCAAACUGACUGGGUUUUUUUUUAAUCACUAUAAGCUUAAAGUCAGUACUCCUAACGAGUAUAAUGACCCUUCAUUGAC
Molecule: messenger RNA, 6465 nt
Organism: Dromiciops gliroides (monito del monte)
Lineage: Eukaryota; Metazoa; Chordata; Mammalia; Microbiotheria; Microbiotheriidae
Product: sodium channel protein type 9 subunit alpha
Exons: 27
Coding region: 330-6305 (1991 amino acids)
Biological process (GO): sodium ion transmembrane transport; neuronal action potential; membrane depolarization during action potential
Cellular component (GO): voltage-gated sodium channel complex; plasma membrane; axon
Molecular function (GO): voltage-gated sodium channel activity; protein binding
Source: RefSeq, a predicted model, not a curated record